AUGGGCCGCCCCUUUGCUUCAGCGGUCGCGCGGGCUCUGGCUCUCGCCGCGAUUGCCGUCGCCGCCCCGGCCGGCUCCACCCCGCUCCGGAGGCAAACCUCCGGCGACGAGGCGUGCGCGGAACUCGGCCGAGCGUACGAUGAGGCUGCAUUGACAGACUCAACAGAUAACGUGGUGGUGAAGCCCUCGGUGGCAUACCGGUGUCUGAAAUCGAUCCCGGUAGACGUUGAGAGGGACGUUGCGCUUGUCAAGUACCUCCGGCCGUGGCUCGAGUUCCAAAGCACCAUCGGGAUCUUGCCCAACCCACCGGAAGGGUACAUGUACCCGGGAGUCGACAUCUUUGGCGGGUUUGACAACAUCACCCGCUCUCUCGAAAGUGACGGAUACGAAUCGCAGCUGGACUUCGCCGUGGACCUUUACAGACUGAUCAACAUCAAGCCUCGCGAUGGGCACUUGUCUUGGUCAUCCGCCCUGAAUGUCUUGAUCAACUUCUCAACCCCCGCCCUGUUUGUGUCGAUUUCAGAAGACGGCGUCAAGACACCAAAGGUCUACCUCUACUCCGACUACGAGCGAAGCCUGCGGCAAGGCUACAGCGCAUCGGACGUCAAGUCCUUUGACAAUUCGCCCGUCGUCGACUACCUGCAGCAGCGGUCGGCCGACAACUCGCGGGACCAGGACCCCGAUGCGGCGUACAACGAGCAGCUUUACAGCGCGGCCAUGGCCAACGUCGGCGAGACCGCCGGCGCCACAAGGUAUUCCCACACGACCCUCAACGACGAGAGCGUCAUCGAGUUCACCAACGGCACCAAAGUGACUGUUGCCAACACCGCCCGCAUUCUCCAAGAUUUCUCCGGCAUCGGCUCCGGCAGCGACGUGCACUACCGGUUCGAGGUCCCCGGGGACGACGGCAGGGCGGAAGUGAGACUGAACACGUCUUCGCCGGACUUUUCCCCCGAACUAGAGGGUUACCCGACGCCCUUUGUGCUGCACGAGGAUAGGUAUAUCAGCGGCUACCUCUUCGACGGAUCCCCGCUGGAGGACACGGCCGUCCUCGCCGUCAACACGUUCAUCACACGGAACAUCAGCGGGGUUGAAUCUAGUACGGCCACGGAUGACCCCAUCGACUUCUUCAGGGUUGCCAGCGAGUUCGUCGAGACCAGCAGGAGGCAGCGUAAGUCUAAGCUCAUCAUCGACCUGCAGAGCAACGGCGGGGGCCUGGUGGCCAACGCCGUCGCACUCUACGCCAUCCUGUUCCCCGAGGCCGGCAGGGAGACGCACAUGAACAUGCGCGUCCGCGCGCACGCCGCUCUCAACUGGGCCGGGACGACGUUGGAGGAGCUGGGCGAAAAUCUGCAGAGGAUGCCCUACCCAGUCGGCUUUGCCGGCUUCGUCGACGGGGACUUUCGGAACUUCACCAACUGGAAGGACUUUUACGGCCCGGACAAGCUCGGCGACGACGAGUUCUCCAACAUCGUGCAGCCGGAAACGGUGGAGAUCGGCCGCACCGGCAUCCCCGGCGUCUUGGAGAUCCCAGAGCCGUGGUUCAGGCCCGAGGACACGGUCAUCGUCACCGACGGCCACUGCGCCUCGGCCUGCUCCUACGUCGUGGGCAUGAUGAUGCGCGAGCUCGGCGUCCAGGUCCUCGCCGUGGGCGGGCGGCCCCUCGACGCGCCCAUGCAGGGCAUCGGCGGCACCAAGGGCGGGCCCGUCAUCGCACUGCAGCCGUACCAGAGGCUGUACCCGAUACUCGCGCUCUACGCCGAGCCGCCGCCCGACGACAUCGACGUGACGCCCUUUGUCUGGCCGUACCCGCCGCUGGCCGGCACGUCCACGAACACGUGGACCGUCAACUCGGCCAACAUCUACCCGGACGACGACCUCGACGGCACGCCCGUGCAGUUCCGGUACGAGGCGGCGAACUGCAAGCUGUACUACACCUGGGACACCGUGACCAACAUGACCAGCCUGUGGUCGGCGGUGGCGGAUGUCAAGUGGAACGGGGGCAAGUGCGUGCCGGGCUCUACCGCGAACGAGGACGGCACCAUGGGCACGUCUAGGCCUGGGUACUCGGACAAAGUCGUGUCAAGCUUCAAGUGGCCUGCCGGUCCCGGUGACGUGGUCGGGGCAGGCAGGUCCAAUAACGGCGGCGGGGGCGGCGGUAAUGGUAGCGGGGGCGGCGGCGGAGACGAGAACGUUGCCGGCUCGCUCCGCGCUGGUGGGAGCCUAUUGUCCUUCUUGAUGUUCACGAUGGUGUUGGUGUUCGUCAUGUAG
Molecule: messenger RNA, 2271 nt
Organism: Colletotrichum graminicola M1.001
Lineage: Eukaryota; Fungi; Ascomycota; Sordariomycetes; Glomerellales; Glomerellaceae
Product: peptidase S41 family protein
Exons: 3
Coding region: 1-2271 (756 amino acids)
Biological process (GO): proteolysis
Molecular function (GO): serine-type peptidase activity
Source: RefSeq, a predicted model, not a curated record